Dunckerocampus dactyliophorus (ringed pipefish) is the source of this 2931-nucleotide messenger RNA. RefSeq names its product zinc finger protein OZF-like. Gene Ontology annotation, cellular component: nucleus. The record is from RefSeq and is a predicted model, not a curated record. Bases 91 to 1299 code for a protein of 402 amino acids. NCBI's taxonomy places the organism in Eukaryota, Metazoa, Chordata, Actinopteri, Syngnathiformes, Syngnathidae. The transcript is spliced from 2 exons.
GGCGGAAGUUAGCAACGCUUCGAGACAAAGGGCGGAGACGACGAAGUGUAAUCGGGAAGAAAGAAAAAAACAAACAAAAAAACAAAGAAAAUGUUGAAAGAGUUGGUGAAGGAGCGACUAAUGGUGGCAGCUGAUGAAAUAUUCGCGCUGUUUGAAAGAACGAUCGCGUCGUACGAGGAGGAACUUUCUCGAACAAGACAGGAGAAGGAGCGACAUCGCCAACAACUGGAAGCUGUUUACAAGACUCAAAUUGUGUUACACGUUGAAGACGUCCAGCAGGUGACUGACCGUCAUGACGGAUGUCCGGCUCAGCCGCAGGGGCGGGUCUCCACUUUAAAGCAGGAGGAGCCUCAGCCCCCCAACGUUAAAGAGGAAGAGGAAGAACUCUGGAUCACUCAGGAGGGAGAGGGUCUUCUAGGGCUGGAGGAGGCUGAUCUCACCAAGUUGCCAUUGACUGUUGUCUCUGUGAAGACUGAAGACCACAAAGACAAGCCAGCUGAGUCCUCACAGCUUCAUCACGGUCCAAGUGAGGAGAACAGAGGGGUGGAGCCUCCAUGCGACAGCUCGCCACAACACAUGACAACAGAAGCUGAUGGAGACCACUGUGGAGCAUCACAAGCAGACAAGCUCUUAGCUCCACUAUCAGAUAGUGACGACACAACGUCGCACAUCAGCACAAAUAUGGACUCGCACAUGACAGCGCAAACAAGGGAAAAACAUUUCAGUUGCUUUGACUGCGGUAAAAAAUUCUCUCAAAAAGCACACAUGCUCUUGCACAUGAGAACACACACUGGAGAAAAACCUUUCAGUUGCUCGGUUUGUGGGAAAUUAUUCUCCGACAAGACUAACAUGCUGUCACACAUGAGAAUACAUACAGGGGAAAAACCUUUCAGUUGCUCAGACUGUGGGAAAAAAUUCUCUCAAAAGCCGCACAUGCUGUUACACAUGAGAACGCACACUGGAGAAAAACCUUUCUGUUGCUCAGUUUGUGGCAAAAGCUUCUCUGACAAAACUAACAUGCAGUCGCACAUGAGAACGCAUACCGGGGAGAAACCUUUUACUUGUGCAGACUGUGGGAAAAAAUUCUCCCAAAGGCCGCACAUGCUCUUACACAUGAGAACGCACACCGGAGAAAAGCUUUUCGCUUGCUCAGAGUGUGGUAAAAAAUUCUUCCAAAAGGCGCACAUGCUAUCGCACAUGAGAACACACACGGGUGAAAAACCUUUCACUUGCUCAGUUUGUGGUCACACAUUUGCUCAAACAUCCUGUUUAAAUAGGCACAUGCGGACACACACAUAGGAGAAAAAGCCUUUCGCUGCCGAAUUUGCAGCGAUAGAUUUUUCGGAGGUGGUCUUCGAAUGAACACCUGCAGAGUCACUGAUGGUCGGCUUUUUGUUUCGCCUGACUUCCAUGCCAGGCGGUGUGGCUGUCACGUUAGAAGUGGAGCCUUUUAAUGACAUUAAACAUGAGCUACAGAGGGGAGGCUCCCUAAAGUAUUGUGCUGAAUUCUGUAUUUAAUUUUGUACAUUGAAUACUAUUCCUGAUUCUCCUGAAAAUGGAUUUCCAAUGUAUCAUUUUGAUGGAUAUUUGUUUAUAUUCAAAAAGUGCAAGUCAGCUGUUGGCUCCCUCCAACAAAAAUAGGGUGGUGUGAUAGAAAAGUGUAUAAAAUAUAUAAUUUGCUGGUAUAUAACAUAGGUCACAUUUUGUAUAUACUAGGGGUGUUGAAAAUAAUCAAUUCAGCGCUAUAUCACGGUAUUACAAUACGUUCAAGUCGAUGUUUUUGUAUGUAUUUUGGGGGUAAGCACUGUAUUCAUUGCAGCGCCUUCUGUACGGCACUUACACUCCCGGUCACUAGUGGGCAGCAUUGGCUGCACGCCACUCAAGCCCUCCAGAGUAAUCGUAGCAUCUUGCGAGAGUUAUCCCAGGAUGGUAUCUUGCACUAUAUUCUCACAGUGUUUUGAGAACAGCUACAGUUUCAGUAUGGACGAGGAAUUGCGAGAUGCUCUGAAGCACACUUUGAACUCAUUUUGGCUUUUACAGCACCACAGACGGAGGCCCAGAUUAUGACAAAAUCCACGGCAUCUGCAAAAUGUGUUACGCGAAAAUCAAAUACUGCGGAAACACCACGAACCUCCGUGCACAUGUUGCCUGACAUCACGGCGAAGUGGGGGUAAAGGGAAAACAAGCGACUACCUCAUCUCAACUAACUCUUGAAUAACUCACCGUGUGCCACCAAAAUAACACACUUAGUGACUUCCUAUGUAUGUGCAAAGACUAGAAGGUGACGGCUUUUGUUACAUGAUGAACGCUUUAGAACCCUGUUAUUCCAUACCGUCCAGCCAACAUUUGGCUGAUGUUGCUUUGCCCCGAUUGAACAAAGAAGUAAAAAAACAAUGUGCUGGAUGAUCUUCAUUUUGCCGAGCGAGUUGCAUUAACAUGUGAUGCCUGGUCUUCCAGGAUGUUUUUACAUCCUUUAAGGUAUGUCCCUCAAGUACAUUUAAGCAGGUUUGAAAAUGGAUUGCACUUGAUUUUCUUAAAACAGAAAUAUAUACUGUUCAAUUUAAACCUAAAACACAGUCUGCAACUUGUUGUUAAAUACAGUUGCUGUUGCAGUUAUGCUUCUGACAUUUCAGAUAAUAAAAUAUUUCACACAAAUUUGAUUUUGAAUGUGUGCUAGUUUAUUAAUUAGUUGUUUCCAGAAUCGUAUAUUUUUAAAAAUUGCAAUAAUCGUCUUGCAGUUAAGUAUCGGGAUACACUAAGUCCCCUACUAACGAACAUCCGACGUGCAAACUUUCGGAGAUACGAACACAAGCCGACUAGUCUAUAUUUUCAUGUGUUUUGCCUUAUAAGUCCAUAUUUAUACUGCUACAUGCUUGACCAGCAGAGGGCACUGUGACACUGCUAAUGGGACCAACAGCGGGAGAACAAGAG